Molecule: messenger RNA, 928 nt
Organism: Aspergillus caelatus
Lineage: Eukaryota; Fungi; Ascomycota; Eurotiomycetes; Eurotiales; Aspergillaceae
Product: velvet factor family protein
Exons: 1
Coding region: 1-885 (294 amino acids)
Source: RefSeq, a predicted model, not a curated record
AUGCCGUCCCUCAGCUCUGACUUUGAAUUAAUUAUCCGCCAGCAGCCCACACGGGCGUGCGUAGCCGGUGUGAAGGAGAAAGGACGCAAACCAGUCGACCCCCAACCGAUAGUACAGCUGCGAGUAAGAGAGGCGGGAACUUACCUCGCGCAGCACUAUCUGCAAAGUCCCUACUAUUUUAUGUGUUGCAGCUUGUUCGACCCUUUAAAUGACAUUCCGGCUCCCGUACCGCCAUCAACGGCUUUGACUGGCACUCUGGUCUCGUCACUCCACCGGCUAAAGGACGAGGACGACAGCGUUGGGGGCUUCUUUGUAUUUGGGGACCUGUUUGUGAAAGUCGAGGGAGAUUUUAGGCUGAAGUUGACACUUUGUGAAAUGAGAAACGGUAUAGUCACUUACCUGACAUCCAUCAUCUCGGACCGCUUCACGGUGUCUCCCCCGAAGAGCUUCCCUGGAAUGACAGAGUCGACUUCCCUGUCCACACUUUUCGCAGACCAGGGUGUAAAGUUAAAACUCCGAAAGAAGCCGCGGACAUGUAUAAAGCGACAUCUCCAGGGACUGGAAGAUUAUUCAGACCUGGCUCUUUUCCGUUCCCCAGAUUAUUCUUCAUUCCAGAUACCUGGGAAUAUCUCAAGGGGCUACCCAGUCGCAGCGAGUCAGAACUCUAGCUAUUAUACAGGGCCGGCUAAGCGUCAAUGCAUGUCACUGGCCUCCUAUAACCGACGCCCGUAUGACGAUGGGAGGAUGUACCAAAUAGAAGCUCAUCCAAAGACCAUGACUCUGCAUGCAAACCAACCACGGGCCUAUCCAACUCCUCCGGGUGUUGCAGAUUACGCGAUGUCGGAUGGAAUUCCGCCCUUGGCUCAAGUUCCUAGAACUUUGUAAAUGUGGUUGAAAUCUAAACUGACAAUUAUUUCAUGGAUGUAUU